AUGUUCAGAACCAUCUUCCGUGGAGGCCUGUCCGCCAGCGGCGGUGCCCUGGCCGUAACAACGGGGACAUAUCUCUACACUACAUGGGAUGUCCAGGCGGUUCCGGUAUCGAAUUCGCUAGACCCGAUCUUCCAGAACAAGCAUUACAGACAAUGCAACCCAAACGAUAACCCUACCGUGCAUGAUUUGCAUGUUCUGAAAGUCCCGUUUUCGCAGAUCGAUCCGGCCUUGUUAGAGAAUAAAGAGAAAUUACUUGAACGGUAUUCUGGUGGCGUGUGGGGAGGUGUUGGCUUCAUGCUCCAACGCAACUUCCGAAAAUGCUUUACCCCCAUCACCACCACAGAUGACCAUCUCUGGUCCAAACCAGACCUCCUCGCGUCACCCUACAACCCGGGAACCACAAUAACCGACGAAUUCCUCGUCCUGCAAAAAUCCGCCGAUACUAUUCUCGUCCGUGGCGGCGAUAAAGUCACCAACCAAGGCCUACGGCCACUGGACGCAUUUAUCGAAUUGACUGCCAGUGUGAAGCCAGACAAGGAAGUGGUCGAGUUCGGAUUCAAGUCGGUGUUUUUCCAGGGGCUUGGCGCGGCGAAGGGACUGCCUAUGCCGGGGUUUAUUGUUUGGUUGCAUGAAGUGUAUGCGAAGGCGCUGUUGGGGUCUGGGGUGCGGUAUGUUUUGAGGUGA
Aspergillus chevalieri is the source of this 684-nucleotide messenger RNA. RefSeq lists its product as uncharacterized. NCBI's taxonomy places the organism in Eukaryota, Fungi, Ascomycota, Eurotiomycetes, Eurotiales, Aspergillaceae. Bases 1 to 684 code for a protein of 227 amino acids. The record is from RefSeq and is a predicted model, not a curated record. The transcript has 2 exons.